UCAUUUCUGUCACAUCCAUAAGCGAGUGAAGACCGUUACCGUUGAACGCGCGGGAAUUAGCUUAAAGUCAAUAAAAUUUUGAUAUAAAAAUUCCAUUAAAAUAUUAAAAUUAUCGUCGUCAUCAACCUGCAAAAAAUUACGCAUUCAAACUUCUUCAAUCUAAAUAGAUUUAUUAAAACAAAAAUCAAGGAAAGAAGACACUUAAAAUUAUUGAGAUAAAAAAAGAGAAAGAAAGUGAAACUUCAGCCUUUAUUUUCCUUGUUGGAGUUCAAUAAAUUGUAAUUGACCUGAAGAGAAUUGUACGCAACUUGCAUGAACUUUUGAAAAUCUUUCAUCAUUCAAUAAAGAAGAAGGGAACAAGAAUAAGUCACACAAAAACACAUCUUAUGUGUUAAGCAAAGACAAAUAAAAAAGAAAAAAAAAGUUUGUGAUAAAAAAAUAGUUGUCAACAGCUAAAAGAAUAAAAAUAUUUUCCAUCGACUGAUAUUGCCAAUUUAAGAAAAAGAAGUCAUAAAAAGUCUCAAGAUGAAGGUCAAUGUAUUCGGAAUGUUUGUAAAUUUGGCGCUGAUCUGUGCAGUUUCCAGUGUUGUUUUCUUAUCAGUCAAAGCAAUUCCAUUAUCAGACGAACAAAAGUCAAGUGAAAUCGCGGUAACAACAUCAGGGACAGCGACAGGAAGGUCUGACGAAGUUUCUUCUCAGGAGACAAUUAAACUUGACGACUCCCAAAAUGCAUCAGUUGAAGGAACAGAUGCUACUGACACUCUUCCUCCGCUCUUGUUUCCAGUAGAUGAAGAGAAAAACUUACCGAAGAACGAAACAGCAUUAAAGAUUCUUCAAGGCGUUCUUAGUCAAGAUUCUAAUCCAGUUGAAGAACCAAAUUUAUCGGAAUCAUCUACAACUGUCGUCAGCACAACAUUGGCUGUUUUAACAUCGACCACGACAUCAACCACAACAUCGACCACGACAUCUCCAACAACAACAGUCGCUGCUGAAAAUUCUACCACUGAAAUAAGCGAAGACGAUUACGACAACAUCGAAAACGAAGGCGAGAAAUCCGAUGCUGAAAACAUUCAAGAGAUUAAUGACGAACAGAAAGAAUAUGACUUGGAAGAAGAAUUUGCUCGGAACGGAUCAGAAAAAGCAACAAUAAAAGUUUUCGAUGAUCAUGUUGUUAAUGAGCCGACCUUGCACGGCGGACACAUCGCAAUGAUUUUUGCAUCGGUUCUGGUUGUUUUUUCAGUAGUCGCUUAUAUUGGACUAAUUUUAUGGCGCAGCACACUUGAAAGACGGUACGGUAUGCGACAACGCCUCGUAACAGAAGAUGAUUACUAUAAUAACAAUGACGUCAGAUAUUUUGGUCUUUAAAUGCUUCAGCCAAUGAUUCUGUAGUGCCAUCUUUCAUUCCUUAUAAAUCUUUCUUCGCUACCAAGGAAAUUUAAAUAUAUUGUACAAAUUGUGAAAACCCCGCGAUUCCUCGUCUUCGUUCGUUUCUGCGACUGUGAUAAAAAAUAAAUAAUCUAAAGCUGAUAAAAACAAUGAUAAAGAAACAAGAUCGAGAUUCGACGAAAUUCUCUCGCUUUGAGGAAAGAAUAAGCAAAUCAUUUUAAAUAAAGUUGUUAAAAAUUACAGAAAAUUUUCUUAUUUUCCCGACUUUUCUUCUUUCAGGAAUCAAACAAAUUCGUUUCGAUCUUCACUCGCC
Clunio marinus is the source of this 1699-nucleotide messenger RNA. The record is from the annotation of a GenBank genome assembly. NCBI's taxonomy places the organism in Eukaryota, Metazoa, Arthropoda, Insecta, Diptera, Chironomidae.